This is a messenger RNA of Ostrinia nubilalis (European corn borer), 3190 nucleotides long. RefSeq lists its product as uncharacterized. The transcript is spliced from 15 exons. Gene Ontology annotation, molecular function: acyltransferase activity, transferring groups other than amino-acyl groups. The record is from RefSeq and is a predicted model, not a curated record. Lineage: Eukaryota; Metazoa; Arthropoda; Insecta; Lepidoptera; Crambidae. Bases 99 to 2750 code for a protein of 883 amino acids.
CUCAGUCGUAACCACUAUGACGCCGCGCGCGCACCUCUGAGCGACAACCACCGACCAGUGCGGCCAGCAUGUGCGUGAAGUUACAAUAAAAAAACAAAAUGUACCGACUAGUGAUAUUUCUGAGUGUCAUCCUUGUGGCGGCAACUGUCGAGAAUGCCCGCGAGGAAAAGUUAAGAAGCGCCUUGAUAGACGCUUUUCAGAACAUUAAAAAAGCGUCUGCCAAAGGCGGAAUCGACGACGAGGGUCCGCUCACGUCGGAUCUGAUAGGCUCCAUAUCCUUGCCCAAUUCCAGUAGGAAUGAUAAGACUACCACCGAUUCGUUCGAUUUGUUCGCGGACGAUGAGGGGUUGUCUUUCGGGGACGCGUUCGGAGACGUCGAGAGUGAGAAGAAAGCUCCGACGACGGAGAAGUCUCACAAUGUGCAGCACAUUGUGAAGACGACGAAGCAGGUGGAGAAAACGACUUCGAAUCCGAAUAAGGAUAUUUGGAGCAAACUGAGUGAUUCGAUAAGGACGACGGUGAACGAGUCGAAGAGUGUGCUGAAGCAAGAGAGUGCGAAUAUAACGAACUUAUUGGGGAUAGAGAGUAUGCUGAGAGUGUUCGACGCGGAGAUCCUGGUGCACCAGUGGAAGGACCUGCAGAGCGCGGUGGAGGGCCAGUGCAGGGACGACCUGCAGGAGUACGUGGACGGACUGGUCGAGAGGAAGCUCUGGGCACUCAAAAUGGAGGACGCGAGCGGGCGCUACACGUCGAUGUUCUACUGGGGCAACAACUACUGGACCGGCUCCGCGGAGCUGUGCCAGAUCCUCAACCAGCAACAUGCGCCCGCGCCCAGGCACAACAAGAGCAGUGGGUCGCAGAUCUUCAGCGAGUGGCGGCAGGACGUGUCCAUGUCGGGCUUCGGGCCGCCCUUCCAGGCCGCCUUCUACACCGUGCGCAUCAGCGUCACCAGCGACAUCGAGGACAUCGUCAGCACCCGGCGCACGCUGCACCUAGGCCUGUGCCUGCCCGAAUCCUGCUCGCGCGAGCGCGUGGGCGCGCUGGUGGGCGCUGCGCACGCGCCGCUCCUGCGUCAAAGCGUGGUGGCCGUCCGCUCGCCGCAGCAUGGCGGAUACACCUACACAAGUGACCCUACCUUCCAAGUGCUGCUCGGUGUGUCGACCGCAGUAGCUAUACUGCUGAUCGUGGCGACGGCAUACGACCUGCGGCUGGCGCGCGAGGUGCGCCGGCGCCGACGCCGCGCUGCCAAUAUGGCGGCUGCCGACAGCGGCGCGCGCGGCGACCUUAAGCUCGACCUCAACGGGCUGGACGACAUUACUGUUGCUAAUGGAAAAUCAAUGUACAACGUGAACAACAACAUCGCAAUCAACAGCACUCAUUCGGAAGAACGGUUGACUGGAGAAACUGCGUCUACCACUGACGAUGAACUCAAACUAAGCAUCUGGUCCGAGCUGCUGCUGUCGUUCUCGAUGAAGGCCAACAUCCUGCAGAUCUUCGACCAGAGCGUGGGCGCCGACACCGUGCCGGUCGUGCACGGGCUGCGCUCGCUGUCCAUGGUCUGGGUCAUCUUCGGGCACACCUGCAUCGUCGUGUUCAAGUACGCCGACAAUACUGCCCUUCGAGCAAUCUUGGAGAAGAGCUUCUGGUUCCAGCUGAUUCUCAGUGCUGUGUACAGUGUCGACACCUUCUUCUGUUUAGGAGGUAUGCUGGUGACAUUCCUGUACUUCCGGACGAACUCCAACGGAAAGCUGGACCUCAUUACCAAGGGCCGCAGGAAGCUCACAUCGGGAAUCCUUCAGUUCAUCGGACUGCUUGCGUACAGAUUUGCCAGGUUGACGGCCCCAUACCUGUUCAUGCUGGGCGUAGUAGAGGUGACGAUGAAGUGGUUCGCGCACAACGCGGUGUUCGAACCGCCGGCCAUGGACCACGAAACCUGCCCGCAGUACUGGUGGCGCAACCUGCUGUACAUCAACACGCUCUUCCCCGUGGAACAGAUGUGUAUGUUAUGGAGUUGGUAUCUCUCUGAUGAUACUCAAUUCUAUGCUGUCAGUGCUAUCCUACUCAUCUUAGCAACAAGCCACUUCAAACUCUCCGUCUCGCUCACGGGCGUAUUCUUCGUCUCCUCCCUAUUCACGACGGGAUACGUUUCCUGGAGCAACGAGCACAUUCCCAACAGCGAAGACCCCUUCACACAGUUCGACAAGAUCUACGACAAGCCCUGGACUAGAUUGGGACCCUAUCUGGUCGGAAUGGCCACUGGAUGGAUCCUGUUCAAAACCAAUUUGAAGAUCAGAAUGGGCAGGGUAUGGGCGGGCGUGGGCUGGGCGGCAUGCACGGGGAUGCUUCUGUUCCUGAUCUUCGGGCUGUACCAGACAGAACUAGGUGUAGCCAGCGCGGCAGUCUACAGCGCGCUGUCGCACUCCCUGUGGGCGGCCUGCAUAGGCUGGAUCAUCAUCGCCUGCUCUACUGGAUACGGAGGCUGGGUCCGCAGCCUGCUGGCGGCGCCGGUGCUGUACCCGUUCUCGCGCGUGACGUACUGCGCGUACCUGGUGCACCCGGUGGUGCUGCGCUACGUGGCCAUGCACCUCACGCACCCCAUCCACCUUGGAGAACUGCUUGUGUUCGUCCUGUUCCUGGGCCUGACGGUGAUAUCGUACGUGCUAGCGUUCAUCAUCUCCGUAGCCUUCGAGGCUCCCAUCGUCACCAUGCUGAAAAUUGUCUCCCCACAGCGCAAGCCGCAUCGAGUGUGACGUCACUGACCGAGGUGACAAUGUCUCGAAAAUACUCCUCGAGAAUGCGCGAUAGAAAUGUACCUAUAACUUUUUUCUUUUUAUCCCGGUUCUGCCUGGCCAGUAAUAAUACUCGAUUAUUUUUUGUUUGCACUGUGCAACCGUGUGAGGUUUUAGGCCCAGAACAGACGGUGAAACGCAACUGCAACUUUCUGAUGAUUCUGAUGAAUGAAACUGAAACUUUCAAACUGGUCGCGUCAUGUGUGGUCUCUCAACGGACGCUAUGGCAGAAACUUAGAUGCAACUCAAAAGUAACUAGCAGUUGCAGUUUCGUUGCAGUUGCGUUUCACCGUCUGUUCUGGGCCUUAGUGAUCAGAUCAGAAUAGGUAAAAAUACUGUCCGUUGGGUUUGAACUCUAUUUCAUCACUUCAAUAAAGCUGAAAAUGUGGUGGCUAAGAUGU